AUGAGGCAUCCGCGCAUUCACCAUGUGGAUGUCUUUCAUUUUCCCGAUCUCCUAGCAAAGAAGUCUUCAUAUUGGGCAAGCUCAACUCUUGGGCUCUCAGAGCAGGCAGUAGGCUCCUCUGCUGUGAGAGAAUCUAGAUCAUUCCCGACAGGGCUUGAGGGCAUAAUUAAAGAAGGUGAACUGUUUUUAGUUGCCUGGUCUCCUGGUGCCACAGUUCGAGCCAGUGAAGCGGCAAGACGACACUGGUCUGAACAGAACAAGGAGCCGGGUGUUUCGUUGCCACAGGACGCACACUUCUCAAAUAAAGUCGACAUCUGGGACGGGGACGGGAAUAAGAUGAAUUAUGAAGGAUUGGUGUCUCAAUCUCUGUGCUCAUUGGGCCGAGAUGACUUCGGUAGGCUUCUGCCAGAAUCUACCGCCUAUGGGUUCGAACAAUUAGGAGUUGCACGCAUUGAUAAAUCUAAAGAUACGCUCACCUGGCAGAGCAAGCAACAGCCGGCAUUAGAAUACUUCGUUCCAGUCGCAUCGAUUUCCGAGGAAAUUGCCGCGUCAUCUAGGCGGUCAGGCAGUGAUCGAGUCAACAUCUUUCUCACGUGA
Molecule: messenger RNA, 597 nt
Organism: Aspergillus calidoustus
Lineage: Eukaryota; Fungi; Ascomycota; Eurotiomycetes; Eurotiales; Aspergillaceae
Source: the annotation of a GenBank genome assembly